This is a messenger RNA of Schistosoma haematobium, 1591 nucleotides long. RefSeq lists its product as uncharacterized. The transcript has a single exon. NCBI's taxonomy places the organism in Eukaryota, Metazoa, Platyhelminthes, Trematoda, Strigeidida, Schistosomatidae. The coding region runs from base 623 to 1591 and encodes 322 amino acids. The record is from RefSeq and is a predicted model, not a curated record.
UUUAUUGAUUAUAAUAUAUUUAAUUGAAAAAAGAUACAACCAACAAAAAUAAAAAAAAGGUAUUAAGAAAAACAUAGAAUGUUCUAAAUACAAUAAAAUUUAUGUUUUCAAAUAAAUGUAUCAAAUUUCAUUGCAAUGAACUCAUUUUAGUACCAUUGCAUAAUGAUUACAAAAGAUGUUGUUCCUUUUUUUUGGUGUUUUUUGUGAAAAGAUCUUUUUUGUAUGUGUUACAUUUUCAAUUUUACAUUGAACACUUUAAUCAAAAUUGAACAAUAGAAUAAUUGAUCAUUUAAUUUCAUACUUUACAUUGAAAUAUAUAUGCACAAUUGAAAUGUAUCGAACAGAAUAAGAACCCAAUCAGAUUAGAUUUAAGAAAACUAAUUUGUUGGACAUUAUAUUACAAUUGUAUUGUCCCAUUAUUAAAAUCAUAUGAAUAUACAAAUGAACACUAAACACAUAUACCAACGUAUAUAAUUUCAAUUCAUUAUGUAAUUUUAAUUAUAUAUAUAGAUAGAUAGGAUCAAACCAAAUUUUGAAUUGUUCAAAUUGUACAUUUAAAAACAACAAUAACAAUUCUAUAUUCAUUGGAUAUUAUAUCAUCAUUAGACUAUUCAAUAAUAAUAUGUCAGAUAAUCGUAGUAAAAGUCUUAGUUUACCACAUAUUUGUAACUAUGAUGGAUUAAGUACCUAUUCAUUAAAUCAAUUAAAAUUGGAUAAAAAAACAAAACAAUCGGUUUAUUAUAUUUGUCAUAUAUGUAUAUUAAAAAGUAAACAAAUGAAUAUAAAUGAUGAAUUGACUAAAGAUAAAGCAGAAUAUUUAAUUGAAAAUAAUUUAAAUAAACGUUUAGCUCAUUGUAAUUUAUAUUGUUUACAAGAUCAAAUACGUUUUGAAAAAUCAAAACAAUGCAGUUCAAAUCCACCAAGAAAAUUUAUAUUAUAUAAACAUAUUAAAUGUAUAUAUAUCUCUGAAAGUAAACCAUAUACAUUUAUAUUAUGUAUAGAAUAUGAUAAAGCUAAAUGUAAAAUUUAUGAAGUCUAUAAAUGUAAAUUAUCACAAGAUGUUAAAAUGCUUUAUAUCUUAUUACAGAAAGCAUUAAAUGAUAAAGAAUUUUUAUUAAGAGAUGAAUUAAAAUGUCCAAAAGUAUCUAUUGGAUUACAAUGUUGUUUAAAUUACGAUAGAACUAUGAAUACUACUAGUAAUAUCAAUCCUUCUACAUAUGAAAGUAAUAUUCAUUAUAAUAAUGAAAAAUAUAUGAGUAAUAUUAAAAGGCAAUCAUUAUUACCAAUGAAUAGAUCAUUAUCUAGAACUAAAUUUACUGGUGUCACUACAAAUAUUUAUGAAGAACAUUCUAAUGAAUUGAUUCAAAAACAAGCUAUCACUUCAAAUUCACCAUCUAGAUAUUCUGAUAUUUCAAUGGAAUUAUUACAAAAGUUGAAUAGUGCCUAUAAUCCAGAUGGUGAAUAUAGUACUAAUAAUAGUAAUAAAACCUGGCAUAAAUCGUUGAUAUUAUUACAGACGGAUUAUAUAAGAGGUCCUCGAAUCAAUGACAUUGGUCCUAUUUAUAUGUUUGUAGCAAGACAACUGAAAUAA